This is a messenger RNA of Morone saxatilis (striped sea-bass), 4977 nucleotides long. RefSeq names its product EMSY transcriptional repressor, BRCA2 interacting (gene emsy). NCBI's taxonomy places the organism in Eukaryota, Metazoa, Chordata, Actinopteri, Moronidae. Gene Ontology annotation, biological process: regulation of DNA-templated transcription. Gene Ontology annotation, cellular component: nucleoplasm. The transcript has 20 exons. The record is from RefSeq and is a predicted model, not a curated record. The coding region runs from base 247 to 4095 and encodes 1282 amino acids.
AUCACACAAAGAAGAAACUCCACAUACACCCACAGGCCAGCCGCCUGCUAGUUAGCAGAAAACAUAAACACCAGGACCUCUUUAGGGCAGAUUGGGCUGUUUUAGCAGCCUCAGCUUUAGUUUUCUUCGCUGCGAUUUAUCGGAGAACAACUACACAAUGCGGUGGGUGAGCUAAAUGUGUUAUUGUGCGCCAUGUCUGUUUGGAUCUCGGAGUACACCAAGGCCUUGGAGUUGCCCUGCUAACGGAUGCCCAUGAUUCAGCUGGAGAAACCGGUGCUGGCUGGGACCAUGCCGGUGGUAUGGCCCACCAUCCUGGACCUGGGCAGGGAUGAGUGCAAAAGAAUUCUCCGUAAACUGGAGCUGGAGGCUUAUGCCGGGGUUAUCAGUGCCCUGCGAGCCCAAGGAGACCUGACAAAGGACAAGAAGGAUCUGCUGGGAGAACUCACUAAAAUCCUUGGUAUCUCAACAGAGCGCCACCGCGCAGAAGUACGCAGGGCGGUGAACGAUGAACGCCUCACCACCAUCGCUUAUCACAUGUCAGGUCCGAACAGCUCGUCUGAAUGGUCCAUUGAAGGACGCCGGCUUGUUCCUCUGAUGCCGAGGCUGGUCCCUCAGACAGCCUUUACUGUGACUGCUAAUGCUGUGGCCAGUGCCACAGCCAAUCAGAAUGCCUCCCUUCUGUUGCCAGCUGAAACCGGAAACAAAGAAGUGGUUGUAUGUUACUCCUACACAAGCACCACCUGCACCUCCACAAGCGCCACAGCCACCAGCGGCACCAUAGGGGCAACUGUGAAAUCACCACGACCACCCAGUCCUUCCUCCAACGUGGUGGUGCUGCCCAGCGGGAGCACCGUCUACGUAAAAAGUGUGAGCUGUUCCGAUGAGGACGAGAAGCCUCGCAAGCGGAGGCGGACCAACUCGUCCAGCUCGUCGCCGGUGAUGCUCAAAGAGGUCACCAAGGUGUCCCCGCAGGUAUCCAAGAACAUCACGGUGCCGGUGAGCGGCAGCCCCAAGAUGAGCAACAUCAUGCAGAGCAUCGCCAACUCGCUGCCGCCCCACCUGUCCCCCGUCAAGAUUACCUUCACCAAGCCCACGAUCCAGACCACCAACACCACCACACAGAAGGUGAUCAUCGUGACAACUUCUCCCAGCUCCAACUUUGUGCCCAACAUCCUGUCCAAGUCCCACACUCACAACAAUGCCGCGCUGUCGAAGCUGGGCUCCGCCUCCAUGCUGAACACGCAAACCCAGAAACAGACGGUGGUCUUCCCGGCCAGCUCCAGCCCCUCCUCCAACGCCAACACUGUCGCAGUUACCACAGUGGUCUCCUCGACUCCUUCAGUGGUCAUGUCAACUGUCUCAACAUGCGCCGCUUCAGCUGGCGUGAAGGUGGCUUCAGCCAGACUUCCUUCACCUAAGACCCUGGUGGGGUCCCCUGCUCAGAUCCUGGCCCAGUUCCCCAAACAGCAGUCACCCAAACAGCUGCAGCAGGGCUCAUCUUUAGGAUCUUCUAGUGUCAGCCAGACCCAGACCACCACCAGCUCACCUGGUUCAAAACCCACCAUCCAGAUCAAACAAGAGUCCGGGGUCAAAAUAAUCACUCAGCAGGUUCAGCCAAGCAAAAUCCUGCCCAAGCCUUCAUCAGUGGCUUUGUCCAGCAGCAGCUCGUCCCCCAUCAUGGUUGUCAGUAGCAACGGCGCCAUAAUGACCACCAAACUGGUCACUCAGCCCACAGCUACCCAGACCACCUAUACAAGACCCACUGUUGGCCCCAGCAUUGGUGCCAGAAUAUCCACCUCCAGUGGUGGGACCACUUACGUCAAAACCACCAGCGGCAGCAUCAUCACAGUGGUGCCAAAGUCUCUGGCCACUCUGGGUGGGAAGAUCAUCAGCAGCAACAUCGUCUCUGGCACGACGACUAAGAUCACCACCAUCCCCAUGACCUCCAAACCGAAUGUCAUUGUGGUUCAGAAAACCACAGGAAAGGGAGCGACCAUCCAAGGACUGCCUGGCAAGAAUGUCGUCACCACACUUUUAAACGCCGGGACUCUGUGUCUACCUCAGGGUGAGAAGGGCCUGCAGGCUGUUCAGGGGACCAAACCAGCGAUCAUCACGGCCUCCAGACCCAUCACCAAGAUGAUCGUCACCCAACCCAAAGGCAUGAGCUCUGGAUCCCAGUCCACCGCCACCAAGAUCAUCCCGACCAAGAUCGUCUACGGCCAGCAGGGCAAGACACAGGUUCUCAUCAAGCCAAAGCCAGUUUUCCAGACGGCGGUGGUGAGCGAACAGACCAGGCAGCUGGUCACCGAGACGCUGCAGCAGGUGACCCGCUCAGCAGACAUCGUGCAGGGUCAGACCUCGGGCCAGGACGGGUCCACAAAGGACGAGUCGGGCAGCUCAACUGGCGAGGCCUCCCAUGGAAGUGCUCAAGAACCUCAGCCUGUAGUGCAUGUGGUGUCCUCCAGAGAGCAGGAUUGGACAGAGCAGGAAGUGUCUGUGGAGUCCAGCCCGACUAUUAUCUACCAGGAGGUGUCUGGCGGGGAGUCCCAGUCCGCCACUUCCACCAUCAAAGCCCUGCUCGAGCUGCAGCAAACAACAGUGAAGGAGAAGGGAGAGUCCAAACCCAGACAGCACACCAUCGACCUGAGCCAGAUGGCUGUGCCCAUCCAGCUAGCCCAGGAGAAGAAGCCCAGCCCGGAGUCCCCCAGACCCUCCACCUCAGAGGCUGAGCCCAGCACUGAGUACGUCCCAGCAGGUAAAGUCAGCAGAGUGGGAGUGUCCUCAGAGGAUGAUGACGUGGUCAUGUCCUCCAGCCAACAGCUGGGGAAGCCUUAUAAAAGCAGCAUCAGCCAGGUUACCGUGGUAACCAAACCAGCUGCUGCCUCCUCCUCCGCAGCUGCAGCGUCGCAUGUCAGCAACAUGCCCUCUGACAGCCAUGGUAAAACUGAGACCGUGUUAGAGGUGGGCGAGAUGGAAGGCGACACUUUGGACCCCCAGACGGGCUUGUUUUACCGCUCCAGCCAACCGGCUUCAGACCCCGUUAAGCAAACCACCCACUCUGUUAGCGCUCAGCCGCCUCCCUUGAGCCAGGCAGAGGCCGAGCAGAGCCGGAACAGCUCCGCCUCCACCCAGCCGCCGCCACUGCCACCGCCGCCACCACCGCAACUGCAGAGCAAACCUCAGAUCAGCCAACCUUCCUCUUCAUCUUCUGCCUUCCCCUCCACUCCUCCUCUGACAAAGAAACUCCCGAAACUACGAGAGCAGAUUCAGCCCAAACCCCAGGCCUUAACCCAGAGCCCCAAAGACAGACCCCUGACUGCGCCAGCACAAACCGUGGCAAAGGUCACGAGCCCGGGCACGCCAACCAAACCCCUGGUGACGCCGCAGCUCCCGAAGCUCCAGCAAGCACCCACAUCCCACCACAGGCCCCUGCACACACCCAUGUCUCACCCUCCGCCGCUGCAGGCGCACCACCCCGUCAGCACCGAGAAGACUCCCCCCAGCCAGCAGCCAAUCAUCACACAGAGCGCCACCGUCACCAAGAUCACCUUCGGCAGUUCCCACCAUACAACGCCGGUCUUCAGCAGCGGCGAGGCCACUGCCAAACUGAUCCCCGAGUCCAGCUCCGGGCCCUCAGGAGACAAGCCCUCGGUGUCGGACAUCCUGAAGAUCUCCAUGAUGGAGGCGGAGAUCGACCCGAGCACGGAGCCCAUGGUGGUGGACUCGUCCAGCGACUGCGGCCCUCUGGGGAAAGCCUUGGAGGUCCAGGCCGUGUCAGGCACACUGGACUCUGGCCAGUUCAUCAGCAGCUCUGGGACCUCCAUGCAUCAUUCCCACACAAAGAGCCAGCAGUUCAGCUGCAUGCAGGGACUCACAGCACAGAGGAGCAAAGAAGAUCUGGAGGUCAUUGAGGUGAUUCCCCAGUACUCCAUCCUGCCGGACUCCAGCCAGUCCAACGUGGUGGUGGAGCCCAGCGGCUUCCUGGAAAUCACCAACUACACCAGCCAGCAGCUGGAGGAGGACAGCCCCAUGGAGCAGGAGGUGGACAGCAGCAACGACGAGGCCACGGCAGCCAGCCCCCCCGACCAACCGUAGCCGGAGACACUGAUGGGACUUGGGUUCGAACAAACAGACUAGUGAUUUGUUUUUGGCCUCAGACCCAGUGGACAAAAGACUUUUCUGGCUGCUUUUUAUAGUGUUUUUCUGUAAAUAUUAGUUGUUGAUAAUAAGUAUAAGUAUUUUUUCCUCCCCACAACUAACGGCACAUAUGGUUUUUAUUGCCAGUGAGGAGUGCUGUGUGUAAAAAUGUGGGAGCGAGGUGAAAGGAUUAGUUUUAGUGCCGCUGCAGACAGUUGGAAAGCUGUCUCUCCAAACAUACAGGACUUAAUUGUUCCAGUAUGUUAACAAUGUUCCUGCAGGACAUGGCAAAGACGCUUCAUGAAAUUGAUUAUUUGGAAUUUGCUGGCUUUGUGCCACUGUACGUCAUUUCAGAAACACUGGUUGUCCAGAGGUUUGUCACUCAGAUAUUUGUAUAAAAUGACCCUCCUUGAUGAUGGACGUCUUCUUUUAAAGACCUGAAGCUUUGACCACCAGAUGAGGAGUAUUUUCCUUUGACUGAAACUCAACUUUAUAAACCUCCAACACCAAUCCCAUAAGGAUUAAAGAGCAGAUUUUAUUUUGCUGCAAGGAACAUAAAACAGAACCAGAAAGGAGUCCUGGAGGAAGGAUAAGGUCCAACGUACAGGAUGUGUUACUGUUAAUUGUAAUGUAAAAAAAAAAAAAUGUACCUUUUUCUUUUUGUAAGAUAUAUUCUGCAGUUGAAAAGUUUGCUGUGAGAAAUUCACAGUUUGCAUUUGAGUUUUUGCAUAGUGUGUUUUAAACUAUGCAUUUCUUUUAUACCUUUUCAAACUAGAUGACUAGUUGAGAGAAAAAAAACCAUUUAAUCUGCACAAUAAAUCAUGUAGAACAUGUCACGUA